AUCCAUUUAUUAUGUCUAUGUGUAUAACCUAUGUUUAUUUAUAAUCUGUUGAUAUUUAACGAAGUCCUAAUUAUCCAUACUAGAAUUUUAAAAUUUGCAUUAUCAUAAGCAAUUAUGGCAAUACAAGCAAUGAAUCAAUCUGGGAUACCAGAUAAAAUGUGGCAGCCCCCUUUUGUAGUUCUAGAAACCUCAAUGGGUGAAAUUACCAUUGAAUUAUAUUGGAAGCACGCACCAACAACAUGUAGAAAUUUUGCAGAAUUAGUACGAAGAGGUUAUUAUAAUAAUACAGUCUUCCACCGAAUAAUACGUGAUUUUAUGAUACAAGGUGGCGAUCCAACGGGAACUGGCAAAGGUGGAGUUUCAAUUUAUGGGCAAACAUUUAAGGAUGAAAUUCAUCCAGAACUAAAGCAUACAGGGGCUGGAAUUAUAUCAAUGGCAAAUUCUGGUCCUGAUACAAACGGAUCCCAAUUUUUUAUUACAUUAGCACCAACACAAUGGUUAGAUGGCAAACAUGCAAUAUUUGGCAGAGUGUCCAAUGGAAUUAAUGUAGUAAGAAGAAUUGGACUUGUUGAGACUGAUAAAAAUGAUAGACCUGUUGAUGAUGUUAAAGUUUUAAGAGGGAAGAUCCUUAAACAGUAAAUUAAAAUAAGUAACAUAACUUCUAAAACACUGUAUAUAAGAAAUACUUUUUGUUAGAGUAAUUAAUUAUAUAUAAGCUUUACAUUAACAAUUUGAAAUAAAUUUUUUACUUACACAAUAAUAAUGU
This is a messenger RNA of Agrilus planipennis (emerald ash borer), 766 nucleotides long. It is a transcript of the gene Cypl, whose product is annotated as peptidyl-prolyl cis-trans isomerase-like 1. Gene Ontology annotation, cellular component: catalytic step 2 spliceosome. Bases 115 to 639 code for a protein of 174 amino acids. Gene Ontology annotation, biological process: protein folding; protein peptidyl-prolyl isomerization. The transcript is spliced from 2 exons. The record is from RefSeq and is a predicted model, not a curated record. Gene Ontology annotation, molecular function: peptidyl-prolyl cis-trans isomerase activity. Lineage: Eukaryota; Metazoa; Arthropoda; Insecta; Coleoptera; Buprestidae.